Raphanus sativus (radish) is the source of this 1444-nucleotide messenger RNA. Its product is annotated as nematode resistance protein-like HSPRO2. NCBI's taxonomy places the organism in Eukaryota, Viridiplantae, Streptophyta, Magnoliopsida, Brassicales, Brassicaceae. The transcript has a single exon. Gene Ontology annotation, biological process: defense response. The record is from RefSeq and is a predicted model, not a curated record. The coding region runs from base 75 to 1343 and encodes 422 amino acids. Gene Ontology annotation, molecular function: metal ion binding; heme binding.
CACCAAAACAAAAUUUAGAACUUUUUUUAUAAAAACAAUAAUAAUAAUCAAAACAGAGAGAAGAACAAAAAAAAAUGGUGGAUACAGAUUGCAAGAGGAAGAUGGUGUCACCGGACUUACCUACCAAGCUCCACGUCACCAUCCCCUCCCCGUUCAAGCAGCUCCCUGUCUCAUCUCCCAUCUCCUGCUCCGCUCCAUCAUCUUGCUCCGCCUACGAGCUCUACCUCCGUCUCCCCGAGCUCAGAAACCUCUGGUCGUCACGUGACUUCCCUCAGUGGUCUCACGAGCCUAUCCUCAAACCCUCUCUCCAAGCUUUGGAGAUCACUUUCAGAUUGGUCUUAGCCGUAUGUUCCGACGCACGACCGUACAUCAACCACCGCGAGUGGAACCGACGGUUGGAUUCGAUCCUCACGUAUCAGAUCAAACUCAUAGCAGCCAUCUGCGAAGAGGAGGAAGAUGAUUCGGUUCCUGUCGGAGAUGGACGAAGCUCUCUCAGCUUGCUACCACAGCUAGCCACGUGGCGCAAGUCCGAAGCCUUUGGGAAGAAGAUCUUGUGUACCAUCGAUAACGAGAUGAGGUUUUGUAAGUACACGCUCGGACUCGGAGAACAGAACAUCUCCGGGAAACCUAAUCUCUUAUACGACGCCGUUUGUAAACCGAACGUGGUUUACAGCCUCAGGGACAACCCGUACGCGGAUCAUAUCGAUAACGACGAGAACCAAACGUUAUAUAUCCUUCACCAGAUCAUAGAGUCGUGGCUCCACGUUUCUGUAAACCUCUUGAGACGCAUCAACGCGAGUGUUGACGGAGGGAGGUUCGGAGAAGCGUCGAGAGAUGUCUACUUGGUGGAGAGUAUAUGGAAGCUUCUCAUUGAAGUCGAAGAUCUCCACCUCCUGAUGGAUCCCGAAGACUUCCUCAAACUCAAGAAGCAGUUACAUAUCAAGACGACCGGUAAAAACGACGCGUUUUGCUUCAGGUCUAAGGGAUUAGUGGAGAUGAUGAAGAUGUCUAAGGGUCUUAGCGAGAAGGUGCCUGCCGUGCUGGGUGUUGAGGUGGAUCCCACGGGAGGACCGAGGUUGCAAGAGGCGGCGAUGAGGCUCUACGCGAGAAAGGGAGAUCAGUGUGAUGAUAAGGUUCAUCUGCUUCAAGGGAUGCAAGCUGUGGAAGCUGCGGCGAAGAGGUUCUUCUUCGCGUAUAAGCAGGUGGUUGCGGCGAUGAUGGGAAGCGCGGAGAUGAACACGGAGUGUGACUCUGUGAGUCAGAUAUUCAUGGAGCCGACGUAUUUCCCGAGUCUUGACGCGGCCAAGACGUUCUUGGGAGAGUUCUGGAGCCACAUUGGAUGAACAAAACAAUUCUUUUUAAAUACAGCUUUUAUAUUUUAUAUAAAUUGGUGAUUAGAUGUAACUUUAAUGAAAUUUUUGAAUACAAUUCAUUUUAUACGAUC